This is a messenger RNA of Aspergillus alliaceus, 489 nucleotides long. Its product is annotated as RpiB/LacA/LacB family sugar-phosphate isomerase. The record is from RefSeq and is a predicted model, not a curated record. Gene Ontology annotation, molecular function: isomerase activity. Gene Ontology annotation, cellular component: intracellular anatomical structure. Gene Ontology annotation, biological process: carbohydrate metabolic process. The coding region runs from base 1 to 489 and encodes 162 amino acids. NCBI's taxonomy places the organism in Eukaryota, Fungi, Ascomycota, Eurotiomycetes, Eurotiales, Aspergillaceae. The transcript has a single exon.
AUGUCUACCGAUCUGAAGCCCCUUCGCAUUGUCAUGGCCUGUGAUGAGGCUGGCCAGCCCUAUAAGGAGACUCUCAAGGCUGCCCUCGAGAAGAACCCUCUUGUCGAGUCCAUCAGUGAUGUCGGUGUCAAUUCGACCUCGGACAAGACUGCCUACCCCCAUCCCGCCGUCGCCGGUGCUAAACUUAUCAAAGAGGGCAAGGCGGACCGUGGUCUCUUCAUCUGCGGCACUGGUCUGGGCGUUGCCAUCGCUGCCAACAAAGUUCCCGGCAUCCGUGCCGUCACUGCCCACGACUCUUUCUCCGUCGAGCGCGCUAUUCUGAGCAACGAUGCCCAUGUCCUUUGCUUUGGCCAGCGUGUCAUUGGCAUCGAGCUUGCCAAGAAGCUUGCCAACGAGUGGGUAACCUACCGCUUCGACCCUAAGAGCGGUUCCGCUGCGAAGGUUCAGGCCAUCUCCGACUACGAGGCCGAGUUUGCCAAGGCUCACUGA